Messenger RNA from Nilaparvata lugens (brown planthopper), 495 nucleotides. RefSeq names its product ubiquitin-60S ribosomal protein L40. Bases 33 to 413 code for a protein of 126 amino acids. NCBI's taxonomy places the organism in Eukaryota, Metazoa, Arthropoda, Insecta, Hemiptera, Delphacidae. Gene Ontology annotation, cellular component: ribosome; cytoplasm; nucleus. Gene Ontology annotation, biological process: modification-dependent protein catabolic process; translation; protein ubiquitination. Gene Ontology annotation, molecular function: ubiquitin protein ligase binding; protein tag activity; structural constituent of ribosome. The record is from RefSeq and is a predicted model, not a curated record. The transcript has 2 exons.
CAUAUAGUUUUAUCUGGUUUUAGACACACAAAAUGCAGAUCUUUGUGAAGCUCGACGAUACGUACGCGCUCAGCGUUGAGGAGAGCACGAGCGUCGCAGAAGUGAAGAACUUCGUUUUGGAGAAAUGCGGAAUCCCGCUUUCAGAACAGUUCCUCGAAUUCGAGGGCAAGCCACUAGAAAAUGACUUGACCAUUGGCGCCUACAACAUCAAGAAUGACUCGACCAUCCACGCGUCGAUGUUGCUCCGUGGUGGUGUGAUCGAGCCCACCCUGCGCAUCCUGGCGAUGAAGUACAACUGCGACAAGAUGAUCUGCCGCAAGUGCUACGCGCGUCUGCACCCGCGUGCCACCAACUGCCGCAAGAAGAAGUGUGGCCACACAAACAACAUCAGGCCCAAGAAGAAGCUGAAGUAGACUGUCACUUUUGUUUGCUGUGACUCCUGUUGCAGUAUCACUUUUGUUUACUAUCACAUCCAAAUAAAGAUGCGGUUUUAAA